Molecule: messenger RNA, 4455 nt
Organism: Camellia sinensis
Lineage: Eukaryota; Viridiplantae; Streptophyta; Magnoliopsida; Ericales; Theaceae
Source: RefSeq, a predicted model, not a curated record
AUGAACAUCUUCGAAGCCCAGUUGGCGAGUCUAUUUGAUACAUCUACACUAGUUCCACCAACUGGCAGUGACAUUGAGGCACUAGACUUGGCUGACUCCUUACUGGAGAUAAUCAAAAGCUCAUUUGUUGCUGAGUCCAUUCCCCUUCCUCAAGUAGAUUUGGGCACUUGUUUAGAGCUGUUGGUGGAUCUUCCUUCUCAAGGGGUGUGGUAUACUUGGUGUAAUAAUCGCAAGGAAACUGAAGCGGUUUAUGAGCGAUUGGAUAGGGUGCUUGCUUCGUCUUGUUGGACAACCCUCUUCCCACAAUUUUCACUUGUAACAUUGCCUAUUCACCGGUUUGAUCAUAGCCCGCUAUUCCUUGACACUAGCCGUAUCGAACCUUUUGGGCCGAAAUGGGGCAGAUUUGAGGCAGUUUGGUUAGCAGAUCCGUCUACUCAGGAUAUUAUCCAAAAAAUUUGGCACAACCCCACUCCUGAUGUUGCUACUUGUGUUCAGAGGCAGACCAUUGUUUAUCGACAUUUGAAAAAUUGGAAUGCUCUGUCAUUUCGGAGUCUCCAAGGCCAAAUUGAUGACAUUCUUGCUCGUCUCCGCCAGGUCCAAGAGGGGCUAUCAAAUCUGGACCUACUUUCUACUGAACAGGAGCUACGGUUACAUCUUGAUAUUUUGUUACAGAAACAGGAGCUUUACUGGGCUCAGCGAUCUAAACAACAUUGGCUGUCUUUGGGGGAUCGCAAUACAAAAUUCUUUCACCGGAUGGCGUCCUGGAGACGGAGUCGGAAUCGCAUUGCUAUCAUACAGGAUCACGAUGGUCAUGUUCUCACUCAGCCCCAGGAAAUCCAAGCAGCUUUUGUUGCGCAUUUCAAGCAACUUUUUUCAGCAUCAUCGGCCUCUCACAUUGACUCAGGUGCCUUUCCCUCUCAUUUUAAUUUAAUUAGUGUCAUUAAUACUCAUUUGACUCCUUAUCAUUCUACUUUAUUGGACAAUCCAUUUUCUACGGAGAAAAUACAAAAGGCUGUCUUUCAAAUAGGAAAGUUUAAGGCUCCGGGGCCAGAUGGGUUUAUAGCUGGUUUUUAUCAAAAAUAUUGGUCAAUUGUGGGUUCAUCUGUGACAGAGGCUGUGUUGGGUUUUCUCACUACCGGAUUCUUAUUCAAACCGCUCAACAAAACUUUUAUCUGCCUUAUUCCCAAAACGAAGAGUCCCAUGACGGUUCAUGAUUAUAGGCCUAUCAGUUUAUGCAAUGUGCUUUAUAAAAUAGGUGCAAAAGUGCUGGCUAAUAGACUUAGUUUAGUGCUGCCAGAUUUGCUUGCUGAUAAUCAGUGUGCCUUCUUGAAGGGUCAUCUUAUAUCUGAUAAUAUUCUGUUGGCCCAUGAAGUUAUUGAAUAUAUUAAAAAGCGUAAAAAACAGGGAAGUUUGUCCUCUUUUGGAUUAAAGUUGGAUAUGAAUAAAGCCUAUGAUAGAGUGAGUUGGGCUUUCCUUGAAGCGGUUAUGGCUAAAAUGGGUUUCUCAGAUAAGUGGAUUCAAUUAAUUUCUCAAUGUGUAUCUACUGUCCAAUUUGCUGUCCUGGUUAAUGGCAUUCCAUCGGAUUUUUUUGCACCUGCAGCCGGUCUGCGGCAAGGCGACCCCCUUUCGCCGUAUUUGUUUUUAUUGGUAAUGCAUGUCUUUUCGGAAGGAUGUGCGCAUUUGGCGUCUCUCAACAUUUGCCGUGGUAUCGCUAUUAGUCGUCAGUCGCCCCCAAUUUCACAUUUGCUUUUUGCUGAUGAUUGCUUUAUAUUCCUUAACUAUAAGACAGAAGAAAUUUGGUGCUUCCAUUGGUUUUUAAAUGCCUUUUGUCACUACUCUGGGCUGCGUAUUAAUUUUCAUAAAUCGGAGCUUUAUCUUAGUCCCAAUUUUUCACAAUUGGCCAGGGACUGGCUGGUAUCUCUUUUUGGAGUUAAAGUUGUCCCAAAACCCGGCAUCUAUUUGGGGGCUAACUUGGGUUUCUCCGGGCGCUCAAAGUCGGACAUAUUUACCUCAAUUCUGAGUAAAGUUAGCCACAAGUUACAAGGCUGGAAAUGUGAUUUUUUAAAUUUUGCAGGGCGGGGUAUUUUGGUCAAACAUGUCCUUCAAUCCAUUCCGGUGUACCUUAUGACGGUGUUCCGCAUGCCUGAAUCAUUUCAGCAUAAGCUUACGUCUCUUAUUCGUCAGUUUCUUUGGGCCUCCUCCCGGGGUAACGGGAUCCCUUGGAAAAAAUGGACAUAUAUGUGUCUCCCCAAAAAUUGGGGGGGAUUGGGUUUUCGAAAUCUUAUGUGUUUUAACCAAGCUUUGUUAGCUAAACAAGCAUGGCGGAUUCUUUCAUGUCCCAAUUUAUUACUUUCUCGGGUGAUGCUUGGUAAAUAUUGUCAACGGCGUUCCUUUCUUAACAUUCGCCCAUCUUCGUCCUCUUCAUGGGGAUGGCGGAGUAUUUUAUGGGGCCGUUCGUUACUUGCAUCGGGACUUCAAUGGGUAGUGGGGAACGGACAACGUAUUAACCCUUUUGAGGAUCAAUGGAUUCCGAUUGUUUCAAAUCCUUGUAGAGGUCGCGGUUGGAAUGAUUUUUGUCCUGGAUUAAGGGUUGCACAUUUCAUAGAUCCCGUGCGAAGGUCUUGGCGUCUUGAAUUAUUGGAAUUGUUCUUUCCCCCAUCUGUCCUCCCUUAUAUUGUAUCAAUGCACAUUGCUCAAGUUGAUAUGGACGACAAAAUGGUGUGGGGUCCGACCAAAAGUGGUGAGUAUUCAGUCAAAUCCGGUUAUAAGCAAGCGUUAACCCGACAGUUUCCUGACCAUUCUAGGCCUGAUCCGGAUUGGCAAGUUUGGAAACGCUUAUGGCAGUUUAAGAUCCCCCCCAAAUGGAUCUUGUUUGUGUGGAAAUGUCUUCAUAAUAUUCUUCCGGUUAAAACUGAAUUAAAGAAAAGAGGAAUGCCAAUUGAUAUUAUGUGUUCCAGGUGUUUCCAGACUGCGGAAUCACUUGAACAUUUGUUUUUUGAUUGCCCCAUUUCACAACGGAUUUGGCGUGGAUCGACUUUGGGGUUAGAUUUUGGAGUGGGAAGACCUCUAUCCUUUUUUUCAUGGUUUAAAGGAUGGGUGCAUCAAAUACAUGACUCGGAGAUUGUAUUACAUUCCAUUGCCUUAUUAUGGGCCAUUUGGAUGCAACGUAAUUCUGUAGAAUUCCAUAAAGCUGAGGUGUCCAUAGAACGACCGAUCAUGUUUGCUUCCGAGUUACUAACUUUAUUUCUUUCACCCUUGCACAAUGUUCCUUAUGAGAUUUCUCACUCUACUUCUUCUCCUCAAACCAGUUUUGUUAAGCAGGUUAUUUUACAGAAUGCUCGGCCUUGCAUUGCUGCUGGUCCGCGUAUGCGUAUUAUAGUGGAUGGCUCUUGGGUUGCUGUUGGUGAGCGCACUGGUCUGGCAUGGGUUUGCUUCGAUUCUGAUGAUCACCAAGUCUAUGAGGAAGCUAUGUUGGGACCUUCAAUGUUAUCUCCUCAACAGGUAGAAGCAGCUGCGGUUCUCCAUGCUAUGCACUGGGCAGUCCGGUCCGGCAUCAAUCAUCUGCUUCUUCAAACAGAUUGCUUAGUCCUACUGCUGCUGCUACAACACCAUACUCAAGAAUCCGAAUGGAGUCUCCAAUCCAUUCUUGCUGACAUUUUGUCCUUGUGUAAAUCUUUUGAUUAUGUUGUUCUAUGCCCCAUUUCACAACGGAUUUGGCGUGGGUCGACUUUGGGGUUAGAUUUUGGAGUGGGAAGACCUCUAUCCUUUUUUUCAUGGUUUAAAGGAUGGGUGCAUCAAAUACAUGACUCGGAGAUUGUAUUACAUUCCAUUGCUUUAUUAUGGGCCAUUUGGAUGCAACGUAAUUCUGUAGAAUUCCAUAAAGCUGAGGUGUCCAUAGAACGACCGAUCAUGUUUGCUUCCGAGUUACUAACUUUAUUUCUUUCACCCUUGCACAAUGUUCCUUAUGAGAUUUCUCACUCUACUUCUUCUCCUCAAACCAGUUUUGUUAAGCAGGUUAUUUUACAGAAUGCUCGGCCUUGCAUUGCUGCUGGUCCGCGUAUGCGUAUUAUAGUGGAUGGCUCUUGGGUUGCUGUUGGUGAGCGCACUGGUCUGGCAUGGGUUUGCUUCGAUUCUGAUGAUCACCAAGUCUAUGAGGAAGCUAUGUUGGGACCUUCAAUGUUAUCUCCUCAACAGGUAGAAGCAGCUGCGGUUCUCCAUGCUAUGCGCUGGGCAGACCGGUCCGGCAUCAAUCAUCUACUUCUUCAAACAGAUUGCUUAGUCCUACUGCUGCUGCUCCAACACCAUACUCAAGAAUCCGAAUGGAGUCUCCAAUCCAUUCUUGCUGACAUUUUGUCCUUGUGUAAAUCUUUUGAUUAUGUUGUUCUUCAAAAAGUGGACCGUGAUGUGGUUCAUGCUGCUCACAAACUUGCUACUGAUGUAAGACUUAUUGCUUAG